ACCCAUAACAAAUUUCAGCUUGCCAGGAACACGAGGAACUUCGUCCAUUUUAAUAAUACAAAAAAGCGCCUGAAAUCAGACGAAAAUUUUUCUGUCGAAAUAAAAAUGUUCCGAAUCAUCCGCCUGUACAAGAAUAUCGAGAACUUCGACCCCCAUGGAAAAUUCAUUUGAGAAAAAUUCCAAAGCGCUUCCAAUCUUCUGCGUCAACAUGCGCUUCCAACAAUGCCACUGCGAAAAUUCGAGAACUGCAUCCAAUCUGAAUUAGAAAAAACGUUCGAGAACAACACGCUGCGAAGUAACGAUCGAUUGGCGAACAAUUAAUUUCCCGACGAUCGUUUUCGAUCAGCCCCGGGGCCAUUGUCUCCCGCGACCGGCGCGCUCGCCGCCGUUCGCGGUAAAAGAGGCCGCCAUGAACUCAUCCAGAGGCUUACUCGAGUGUGAAACGAAGCGCGAUCAGUGAUCGAGACGGUGCUAGAUCUCCCGGCGCUUUUCACGGGAACGCGGUGUUCCUCGAUGGCGGUUCCGCGGACAACGUUCGGUAAUAUUCGGGGGAGAACUCUGCCCCGCUGAGAAGCCCGUCCAAUGGUCGGAGAGAGAGCAGCAACACGGUGGUGGAUCGACGACGAAUCCUCCGUCACGCGCCAGUACCAGCAUCAUGAUGGUGGUCUCCUUCUCUGAGCUUUUCGCGUGGCUGCUAUAUAAACUAAUGGUCCGGCCUAGGACGAAUGUCAGUUGACAUUUCAUUUGCCAGCGGGUCGGUUCGUCGCCUCUGUGAGAUCCUUUCCGCCCCGUUCCUCCGCGUACGCUCGUCCGAAGCCGGGACCAAUCCCGAGGCCGGCCUGCAGCCAUUGUUCGUUCGCGUGCUGCGUUUCCUUCGCUAGGUGUACAUCGAAGAAGAUCGUCGACAUCCUGGCGUGACACUGGUGAAGGACAGUGUCGGAUGCGACUGGAGGAUGCUGCUGCUGUUCCUGCUGCUCUUCCUGCCUCUGCUGAUUGCCACGGAGAUCACGCAGCCCACUGCGAUGCACGAAGAUGCGUCGAAGCUGCAGCUGGAAGACCCCGAGGGUCCCAUGGACUUGAUCAGUGAUGGGAUCGUGGACGCUGUUGACACUGUACUUCCUGUUUCGAGGUCUUCCGUCGAAGCACGCGGGCCCAAGAGGAAGAAACUGAAGCUGAACAAAUACCUCAUUCCCCUGUUAGUCGGAUUCAUGCUGAUCAAGUCUAUCCUGCUGCCGAUUACGUUGAAGACGUUAGCGAUUUUGAGCGGCAAAGCGGUGGUCCUUAGUCUAAUGAGCCUGAUCCUGGCAGCCAUAGUCGGCCUGAAGAAAGUCGCGCAGAGCCAUUCAGGCGGCGGCGGCUACGAGGCAGCCACUUAUGGCAAAUACAGGAGGCAGGACAUGCUGGGCAUGACGGACAGCGCGUCCAUGGAAUCGGAACCCUACAAAUUUUAUAGCGAAAGACGCAAAAGGAAGUGAAUAAGAAUCGUAUUUAUUUUUA
Megalopta genalis is the source of this 1497-nucleotide messenger RNA. It is a transcript of the gene Osi13, whose product is annotated as Protein Osi13. NCBI's taxonomy places the organism in Eukaryota, Metazoa, Arthropoda, Insecta, Hymenoptera, Halictidae. The record is from RefSeq and is a predicted model, not a curated record. Gene Ontology annotation, cellular component: membrane.